This is a messenger RNA of Drosophila subpulchrella, 393 nucleotides long. RefSeq lists its product as uncharacterized. Bases 1 to 393 code for a protein of 130 amino acids. The record is from RefSeq and is a predicted model, not a curated record. Lineage: Eukaryota; Metazoa; Arthropoda; Insecta; Diptera; Drosophilidae. The transcript is spliced from 2 exons.
AUGCGUCUUUGGUCAGCGGUUGUGCUCUCGACUGCGAACCCAGCGGUCGUGAGUUCGAUUCUCGCUACGACCACGAAGAUUUUUGAAGACCUUAUACAAUACUGCAAUGAUAACUCAGGCAACUGCAAGUUCUGCAAGUCCUCGGGAUCUGCUUCACCGGUCUACAUCCCCGCCAUCAGGCAGACUCAAAUCCCGUUUACGAUCUGCUCCACGGUCUUCAAUUCUGCGGGUCAGGUGGUGGCCAGAGGAUGCACCACCGAAACUGAUGAGCAGACUUGUCUGAAUGAUGCCAACUGCCUGUUGUGCUCACCUGGUGAUAUUAGGAACUGCAAUGCUGCCAACAUCUCCGAGAGCUCUAGUGUUGGAAAUCGCUUCAUUCGUUUCCUAAGAUAA